Molecule: messenger RNA, 1701 nt
Organism: Oryza sativa Japonica Group (Japanese rice)
Lineage: Eukaryota; Viridiplantae; Streptophyta; Magnoliopsida; Poales; Poaceae
Product: F-box/kelch-repeat protein At1g80440
Biological process (GO): regulation of phenylpropanoid metabolic process; negative regulation of cytokinin-activated signaling pathway
Molecular function (GO): protein binding
Source: RefSeq, a predicted model, not a curated record
AAAACAAACCAUAUCAUCUACUGGUAGAUUAGUCUCAAAAGAGCUAAUCUACUCAAUUUUACACGUCACAGAGUCAAAAAAAAAACUAGAAAAAGCCAAACUGAAAGAAACAUAAACCAUAGCCGUGCAAGCAACGGGGCCCACAUAAACCCCCCAAAAAAAUCACGCAAUCCAUCCAUCCCUCCAUCCGCAGUCCGUUCCCUUCUUUCCCCUUGUAUAAGUAGCGGAUGCCACUCCCGCCACUCUGCCUUACACAAAACACAUCAAACACACCAAGCUCAGACAAGAGAAGAGAAGAGAAGCCAAGAAAUCAUCAUCAUCUCACGCAUUUCUUGCUCGAAUUCCAGCUCGAUUGAGCAUCAUGGGUUACAACGAGCUGAUUCCGGGGUUGCCGGAGGAGGUGGCGAGGGAGUGCCUCAUCCGGGUGGGGUUCGACCAGCUGCCGGCGGUGCGCCGCAUCUCGCGCCAGUGGAAGGCGGAGGUGGAGUCGCCGGCGUACAACCGCCUGAGGAAGGCGGAGGGCCUGGCGCGCCCGGCGCUCGCGCUGGUGCAGGCGCGGCGUGAGCUCGCCGAGGCGGGCCCGGCGGCGGACAAGCAGUCGUCGGCCGGCGGUGUGCCGGGGAACUCGUACCGGAUGGUGCUGUUGGACCCGGCGGAGGGGAGGUGGACGCCGCUGCCGGAGGUGGGUGGAGCGAGUGGGAGCUUGCCGCUGUUCUGCCAGGUGGCGGCGGUGGAUGGCGGUGUGGAGGGGAGGAAGCGGCUGGUGGUCGUCGGCGGCUGGGACCCGGAGACGUGGGCGCCGACGGACUCGGUGCUCGUGUAUGACUUCCUCACGGGCGCGUGGCGCCGUGGCGCGGCCAUGCCGGGCCCGCGCCGGUCGUUCUUCGCGUGCGCCGCCGUCGGCGGGAAGGUGUUCGUCGCCGGUGGCCACGACGAGGAGAAGAACGCCCUUCGAUCGGCGCUGGCGUACGACCCGGACGCCGACGCGUGGGCCGCGCUCCCCGACAUGGCGGAGGAGCGCGACGAGCCGCGCGGGCUCUGCGUCGACGGCAAGUUCCUGGUCGUCGGCGGGUACCCGACGCCGGCGCAGGGGCGAUUCGUCGGCUCCGCCGAGUGGUUCGACCCGGCGACGUCCACCUGGUCCGCCGUCCAAGAAGGCUUCGUCGACGACGGCGCGUGCCCGAGAACCUGCAGCGCCGCCCCCGAGGCCGGAGACCGCAUGUACAUGCUCCGCGACGGGCACCUCGUGGCGCGCCACGGCGCCAUCUCCUCCGCCCCCGCGGCGUGGCGGCCCGUGGCGCCGGUGCCGGAGGACGCGCGCACCGCGGCGGCCGUUUCCGUCAUCCCCGACGGCCGCGUCGUGGUCAUCGGGUCCGACUGCCACGGCGGCGACCAGACGGUGUACACGCUGCGGGAGGAGGCCGGCAAGCCCGCGUCGUGGGCGCGCGCGCCGGCGCCGCCCGAGUUCUCCGGGCACGUCCAGGCCGCCUGCCUUCUAGAAAUCUGAAGCGUAUUACAGAAACUAAAUUCCGUGUAUAAUUGUGUAUCCAUCUAUGUACAUAUCACAUAUGUGUGAGUAGCAGAGUUCGAGUUUGUACAGCAACUUUUGCGAGGAAAAAAAAUGGUUAAACGAGUGUAUCAAUUUUGAAAUUUUUGAUCAAAUGACAGUGUGUGUUUGUAACAAACACACGCCUUUUCGCA